AUGCCAUUUCUGAACGAAAAUGAAGAAAUGUUGCGCAUGAUGAUAGCGUAUUUUUUUGGCGGCAACGCUAGCAAACUGCUCAAUUCGUUCUGCGAAUAUGCGAAAGCUCGCGAUCCUUCGGACGACAAUGAUCCACAUCACUGGGACGUUGAUCUUUACCUAACCGGAAUAAACAUUUAUUCGACAAACAACGGCACUAAUGGCAUAGCCUACCCCGGUGGCAUGUGCAAAUCAAAUGCAUCGUGCGCCAUUGCAGAAUUCGGUACUACACGUCUUCAAUCCUCGAAUUUUACAUCUUCUCUCAUUGCUGCUCAUGAAAUCGGCCAUGUUAUGUCCGGUGUCAUGGGUGAACAAGGCCAAAUAACAUGGUCCAAGUGUAGUCGUGAUAUUGCUGUAAAACUCUGGAAUGCAAAAGAGUGUCUUCGUGAUCACACGAUAAAUCUCAAAGAUGCCUAUGACCACUCGCGUUAUCACGAUUUACCCGGAAGACAAUGGACCGCCAAAGCACAAUGCGAAAUACAUUUUCGCGACAAGAAUGCAAACGUAGUCUCGUUGCUUGAUAUAUGUAAAACCUUACAAUGCGAAACGCCUCACAUUAAUAAAUACUAUUUCACGGGACCGGCGUUGGAAGGAACUCAUUGCGCACACGAGAAAGAAUGCCGUGGCGGAGAAUGCGUGCCCGUUAUCAAACCACCAUACAUUUUCAAGUAUUGUGAAAAUAAUAACUGGAGUGAAUGGAAAGAAGGCACCCGUCAAAGUAGUUGCUUGAAGAAAUCUAAAGGCGUCAGAGUCAGACGACGAUCUUGCAAACAUAGAAGUCGCAGAACGGCGAAUUGCGAAGGGCCAUAUUCCGACGUGGUUCUGUGCGAUGAUUAUUUACUCUGUACUCAGGAACGCAAGAGCAUCGACUUAUUUGCUGCAGAAAUAUGCAGGCGAUUCAGCUAUCACGCAAUAGUAAUCAAGUUGAACUUGACGUUUGCAACAGAAUUUUUUGAGCCAGGACGACAGGCCGCUUAUGAUGUCGAGAAACCAUGGAAGGCUUGUACUAUACAUUGCCGCAUAAAAAAUUCACCUAUUCUCUAUGCAUCACACUUGGAAACGCCCUACUUUGUUUUCGAUCCAUACUUUCCAGAUGGAACGUGGUGUCACGAAAAAGAUGGAUAGAAUUAUUAUUGUCAGCAACAUUACUGUCUGCCAGAAAGCUACUCUUAUAAAAGUUAAAAAAUCUCUGUUAAGAAAUUAUCGAUAUUUGAAAAUCGAAAAAAAAAAAUUAUUUUACGAAAUACGCGUGAAUCAAUUUUGAAUAAUUGAUCAAUUCGUUUGUUACCGAAAAUUUGAUCGGACAAUCUGUCGUUGUUAACAUUUGCUUUGUUUAUCAUAGAUACUUUGAUUAACAAAAACUUAAACUGGACGAAAAAUUACGACAAAUCAGCAUCUAAAACGAAUUCCGUCGACUAGCAUUUAAAAAACGUUAAAUAAUCAAUAAAAAAUAAUAGACAAUAAUUAACACGUUUAAGAUACGAUAAAAUAAAUAGCUAUAUAAAGUAAAGAUAUUUUUAUACCGUAUUAUACCGAAACAUUGUGUCGAGAAAUAAACGAGAACGAUGACGUCACUCAUCAUGUUAUGUAAUUUAACAGUCUGUCAAUGUUUCAUCAAUACUUAUACAUAAACGAUUAAUAAACGAAAAAAAUUAAAAAAAUUUUAUUCCGUAAAUUAAAAAUUUCAGAAACGCAAAUUUCAAUAUAUUUUCUACGUCGGAUAAUCAGUAAAUCAGUGAUCAGAGUUAUUUUUCUUCAUAA
Molecule: messenger RNA, 1800 nt
Organism: Linepithema humile (Argentine ant)
Lineage: Eukaryota; Metazoa; Arthropoda; Insecta; Hymenoptera; Formicidae
Source: RefSeq, a predicted model, not a curated record